Molecule: messenger RNA, 718 nt
Organism: Hibiscus syriacus
Lineage: Eukaryota; Viridiplantae; Streptophyta; Magnoliopsida; Malvales; Malvaceae
Exons: 2
Coding region: 153-533 (126 amino acids)
Source: RefSeq, a predicted model, not a curated record
ACUUCUCUCCUCUGCUUUUUAUAUAUUGCAUAACUUUCUCCUUUUUAUUUUUUUUUUUUUUGGAUUCGUUCUGCUGAUUUUUGUUGAUCUUUCUUUCUUUUUCCGGGCUUUGUUGCCCUUUCGCCAUUGAAAUCCAUGAUCUUCAGUAUCUCAUGGACUCAUCUCCAGUGCACACCACUUCUUCACCCCAUGAACAAGAAGAGUGGGCUAUAUUAGCUCUCUUUCUCUGGUUGUUUAUCUGGAAAAUUCUGACCAAAAAAGGAGAGAACAUUUACUUGGGACCGCAUGGUGCACCACCAUCACAAUCAAGGCAGCAGGAGCUGAACCUGUCCAGUCGUAAGCAACGGUUUAAACAAAAACUAAAAGAAGCUGAUAGAAGGAUCGGUGGGGCAGGGCAAGAGAACAAGGUGGAAAAUUUGAAAGAGCUUGUAUGUGGUGGGAAAACAAGCCCCAACAUGUCCAAGGGUUCCCCCGGGGAUUGGCUAGACCCACAUUGCGAUGAGUCACAGUUUGAGAAGUCGUACCCCCAGUGAAUCAAAGCUUUUUGUGGCUUAAGAUACUUAAACGGUGCAAAGUUUAACAUAUCCGCACCAUUUAUGAUAAGUCUUUGUCUUGUUGUAUGCAAGCGAAUUACUGAGCUUAUGUAGUUUGACAGUAAUCCAUCAACCAAACCAUUUGGUUUUAGUACUAAUGAGAAGACAUUGAAAGUCAUAUUUUU